AUGGCUUCUUCUUCAUCUUCAUCUUCUCUUCCAAUGAAGCAUCAAGUAUUCUUGAGCUUCAGAGGUGAAGACACACGCCUUAACUUCACCAGUCAUCUUCUCAAAGCGUUGAAAGACACGGGAAUGAAUGUCUUCUUCGAUGAAGAUACACUGGAAAAAGGGGACCAACUUUCACUAGCACUUUCCCAAGCAAUUGCAGUCUCAAAUCUCUCAAUCGUAGUUUUGUCCGUCAACUAUGCUUCUUCAAAAUCAUGCUUGGCUGAACUCUCUGACAACAUGAGGCGCAAGGACACUCAAGGACAUAUUGUUCUUCCCAUUUUUUAUCAUGUUGAUCCUUCUGAUGUACGAACUCUUGGUGGGAGAUUCAAAACCUCCUUUGAUGACCAUGAAUUAAAAAAUCUAGAUCAAGUACAACAAUGGCAAGCUGCCUUGGCUGAAGUUGGUAAAUUAAAAGGGUGGCAUAUAGAAGGAUGCAAAUUCGAUAGAGCUGAAACUGAGUACAUUAAGGAUAUUGUUGAAUACGUAAUAAAAAAGUUGAUGAAUAGCAAGUUUGAAAGUGUUCCCGAAGAAUUGGUUGGAAUAGAUGAUCAGAAAAAGACGAUUCUAAGAUUGAUUGAUCAAGAAGACAGUCGUAUAAUAGGACUAUGGGGAAUGGGUGGUAUAGGCAAAACUACCCUAGCUGAUGUUGUAUAUAAGGAAGCCUCUCCAAAGUUUGAAGAUCAUUACUUUCUUCAAAAUGUUUGUGAGAAAUUACAAAAACAAGGAAUCGAAUCUUUGCGAAAUGAAUUUCUUUCCAAACUAUUAAACCAAAAAAUCUGUAUAGACACCCCCUCCAUAGGUUCAACUUUAAUACAAAGGCUUAAUAACAAAAGAGCGAUUGUUGUUAUAGAUGAUGUUAAUGAUCCGGAUCAAAUAGAUUGUAUGGGUGUUAAACAUUUUGGUAAGGGAAGUAAAAUCAUUGUAACAUCUAGAGAUAGACAAGUACUUAAGAAUGGAGGAGUUGACAAAUUGCAUGAGGUAAAGAAGUUAAAUGAGAAUGAUUCUCUUCGGCUUUUUUCUACAUUUGCAUUUAAGCUAUUGAAUCCUUCUGCUGAUUUUCGAGAUCUAUCGAACAAGUUUGUAAAGUAUGCUCAGGGCAGUCCACUUGCUCUUAAAGUUUUAGGUUCUAAAUUGUAUACAAAGCCUAAAAAAGAUUGGGAAAGUGAGGUGGACAGGUUAAAGGAAUAUGCCCAACCAAAAAUUACACAGAUUUUGAAGAGAAGCUUUGAUGGGUUGGAUGAACUAGAGAAGAAUAUAUUUCUUGAUAUAGCAUGCUUGAUGAAGUGGACACCCAAGAAAGAUGUAGAAGAACUUCUAAGUUGCUAUUAUAAGGGUGCAGUGUAUGGAAUAAGUAACUUGAUCGACAAGUGCCUACUUGAGAUCGAACCUUCUCAAAGCAUUUAUAUGCAUGAUAUGCUUGAAGAAAUGGGCAAGGACAUUGUUCGCCAAGAAUCUAAAAGCAUCGGAAUGCGCAGUAGAAACUCCGAGAAGAAGCUACUUGCAAAGGAGCAUGAUAAUGUAUCUCUUCCUAAUGAAUUAAAGGUUCUUUGGUGGAGUCAUUAUCCCUUCAAAAAUUUAUCAAGUUUUAAUCCAAACAAUCUUGUUACGCUGGAGUUAUCAAAUAGCAACAUGGAACAACUUUGGGAUGACGAUGAUCAUCAGGAUCUUGUUAAUUUGAGCUGCUUUGUCCUUAAUGGUUGCAAGAAUUUAAGGAAGAUCCAUAAACUAUUAGGAGCCAUCAACCUUGUAGACAUUGAAUGUAUAGGAUGUGAAAGUUUGGUCGAACUUCCUUGCUUGAAUCAUUUGGCAUCUCUAGAUUAUCUUAAUCUUGACAAUUGCUGUAGUCUCAAGGAGUUUCCCGAGCUCCCAAAUAGCAUUUCUGCUUUACAUUUAACAGAAACUGCAAUAGAAGAAGUACCCGAUUCAAUUGAGCAUCUCCAUGGACUUGAAUUUUUGUUUUUGGAAGACUCGAUGGUCAAAAAUGUGUCGAGCCAUAUUUCUAAGCUGUAA
Molecule: messenger RNA, 2049 nt
Organism: Gossypium arboreum
Lineage: Eukaryota; Viridiplantae; Streptophyta; Magnoliopsida; Malvales; Malvaceae
Product: disease resistance protein Roq1-like
Exons: 4
Coding region: 1-2049 (682 amino acids)
Biological process (GO): defense response; signal transduction
Molecular function (GO): ADP binding
Source: RefSeq, a predicted model, not a curated record